Drosophila miranda is the source of this 1142-nucleotide messenger RNA. RefSeq names its product collagen alpha-2(IV) chain-like. Bases 173 to 994 code for a protein of 273 amino acids. NCBI's taxonomy places the organism in Eukaryota, Metazoa, Arthropoda, Insecta, Diptera, Drosophilidae. The record is from RefSeq and is a predicted model, not a curated record. The transcript has a single exon.
GUUCGACUUUUGCUGCCAUAAAAACAUAAAAAAAGCAUCACUUUAAAAGAAAACCAACGCAGCGCUGCGGAUAAUUGCCAAAAGAAAGUUUCCCUAGGGCUCACGGCCUCGGCGAAAAAGGCCUUACCGGGGAGCCGGAAGCAAACAGUCACCCAACGAGAUCGCUACCAAAAUGACCAACUUUAUCGCGAAGAAAUCCCUCCUGGUGCUCUCCCUGCUCUUGCUGGGCACCGUUCAGGCUCAACCUUUAGAGGAUCACCACGGACGCGAGCAGCGCCAACUGAAGGGCGGCCCAGGAGCCAACACGGAUGCGGAUGUGAAUAUGGUGGCCAAUGUUAAGCCGGCGGCAGCCACCUCCAUGCAGAUGGGUAUGGGCAUGUCCCUGCCGAUGAAUCAGAUGGCCCUGAUUGCAGUCGGUACUCAGCUGGUGCGGUAUCCCAACUAUCCGGGUCUGAUCUACGCUCCGGGCAUCGCUCAGGGAUCUCUGAAUGGAUUGAGUGGCCUGCAGACGAACAUAGCCAACAAUUAUCCCGCCUAUCCAGACCCGAAUCUGGUUGGAGCAUCUCCUGGUUUCGGCGCAGCUUCUAGCUUCGGUGGAGCUCCUGGUUUUGGUGGAACUCCUAGCUUUGGAGCAGCUCCGGGCUUUGGAACAGGUCCUGGCUUCAUUGCAGCCACUGGCUUUGGCCCAGCUCCUGGAUUCGGUACAGCUCCUGGUUUCGGCUUUGGAAGCUAUCCAGGCGCUUCAAGCCCUGCCGCGCUCAUGUACGGCAAUCCCAUGUCGUAUCCAAAUCCCCAGCUGCCCAACGGAUUCGUGCCCCAGCCAUCGGUGGACAACUUCUCGGCUCUGAACAACAUCGUGAACAUGGCCAAUGUCCAAGGAUUGGGAGGAUCUAACCAAGGAUUCUAUCAAAAUCCCCAGCUGCCCGGUCUCUAUGCACCCGCCGGAGGCUACAUGGAGCGCAUGAACAUGCAGGGAUAUGCACCCGCCUUCUAAGGGAUUGCACAUACUCCAUUAUAUACUUAAGGGCUUAUUUAUUUUAUUUAUUUAGCCAAUUAAAAGAGCAUUUAACCAGAAGGAACUGCCUCAUCACUUGUGCCUCUUUCUAGUUAACCAACGGGGCGGGUGCUGGGGUUGUAGUCUA